Molecule: messenger RNA, 1182 nt
Organism: Neoarthrinium moseri
Lineage: Eukaryota; Fungi; Ascomycota; Sordariomycetes; Amphisphaeriales; Apiosporaceae
Exons: 1
Coding region: 1-1182 (393 amino acids)
Source: RefSeq, a predicted model, not a curated record
AUGGAGAGCCGCGCGCCGAGCUUCCACCUGUUCCCCCUCCUCCCCACCGAGCUCCGGCUCAAGGUCUGGCACCACGCCCUGCCGUGCCGCACCAUCCCCUUCCGCUUCAAGCUGAACCUCGACGCCUGGAACUGGGCCUCCGAGGGCGACUGGUGGUCGCAGCUGUACAUCAAGGCCGCCGACGGGCCCUACCGCCCGCACACACUGCUGCGCAUCCCGGCCGUGUGCUUCGCGAACCAGGAGACUUACCGCGAGCUGCGGCCCCAGUACCCCAACUUCCGGAUCCGGCCGGAGGCGUUCGCCCGCGUCGUCCCGGACCAGGGUGUCCAAGGAUCACCGGACCAAGGGGGCGGCUCAGACGCGGCGCCGCACUUCAACCGCGACCGGGAUGUCAUGCACUUCCCGAGCCCGUACCUCUGGAGUGGCGCCAGCCUGGAGGGGACCCCGGACACAUUGCACACUGGCGGCCCAGGCGCGCUCUUCCUGGCCGCGGCCCUGAGUGCGCGCCACGUGAGCGUCGACCUCGAGGAGUGGGGGGAUCUCGACGAGGCCUUCAAGACCCUCACGCUCGCGGUGCUGGACGCAACGGGCCCGCUGCGGAGUCUUGGGUUCGGGUUCACGGUGAACGAACGGCAUGUGCGGCAACACCGGCUUGCCCCAGUGCCGCGCGAUGCGGAGCGGUAUGUGCUCCCGGCAGAGUGGGACCAGGACAGCGUACGAGACCUGGUCAUGAGGCGGGGUGUGUGCCUCCUACCAUGGUUCAGGGGCGGAUGGAGGGCGUCGGAUUUCGCGGACCAGGGAGAUCGUAGCCGGCAGUAUUGGACCGACGGUACCAAGGACGGCAGGUCACUUAAAGCAACGACGGACGGACGUAAGGUAGAUGAAGGCUGCGAAGGCGCUGGUGGGGAGCAGGAGUAUGCCGUGUAUGCGGUCCUUAACUUCGAGGAGCGCAACCUGGUCAGCCGGCCGAUGACCGACGUGCGGUACCGGCAGGCAGUCCCGCAGCUUGAGCAGCAAUAUGCUAUGUGCUGCUCCGGCGAUGGAAGCCAGAACUUGAGGGAUAAUACUAGACUCCCGUUUGAGCCGUGGCUUUCGGUGCCCACGGAUAUUUCUUGGUCCUGGGAAACCAGGAGAGAUCUCAUUCAUGGGUUCUGCUUACCCACUUAUGGAUUGCCGGCCUAG